Messenger RNA from Notolabrus celidotus (New Zealand spotty), 1704 nucleotides. RefSeq names its product coiled-coil domain containing 137 (gene ccdc137). Bases 117 to 917 code for a protein of 266 amino acids. The record is from RefSeq and is a predicted model, not a curated record. The transcript is spliced from 6 exons. NCBI's taxonomy places the organism in Eukaryota, Metazoa, Chordata, Actinopteri, Labriformes, Labridae.
UUUCCUGUCUAUCGCUUGAGGUUAAAGUUCGUAGGUUAAAGGCAAACCACGCUUCUCCACAUGCACAGUUGAUUUGUGAAGCUCAUUUGCUAUGAAGUGAAAUAUACAACACUGAAAUGGGAAAGAAUAAAAAGAGCAAAUCCAACGAGUCGGGAAAACAAGCAGUGAAGGCCGGACAACGUCCAAGUGACAAGAAGCCCAAACGCGAUGGAAAACCUAACCAAGCCAAAGAGGAUCACCUCAAGCACAUCCCGUUCAGACUCCGAGAGAUCAUGAAGAGCAAGGACAGGAUGAAAUCUGGACCCAACAGAGUUCAAAAGCUACAGAAAGCUGUUUCCCACAAAGGUAAACCCGGGGAUUCCCAGGGUGGAGAUAUACCUGUCCCACACUUCAAAAGGGGAAAGCGGGAAAGUGUGAAAGCAUACCUGAGGCGCAUGGAUAAUGAGACAAAACACGUCCUCUUCCUCACCAAGAACCAAGUGGAGAGGAAGCCUGAGUUGGAAGAAGAGAAACAAGAAAAGCCCGCAGACAAGGGCAAGUCUGAGAAAAAGAAGGAGUAUGAUAAAAUCAGAGUACAGAGGCUUCACCAGAAGAAGUUGAACAAACAAGAGGACCUCAUGGAAAAAGAGAUGUUCAUAGAUGAUAUUCCAUUUGGUGAAGUUUCAAUGGCCCCACCUUCUUUCAGCGCCAAACCCAAGAAAGCUCCAAUCAAAGCUCAGGCAUCAAAGCAGCUGCUUCUUCACUCACUCUUGGGCAACAGCACAGCAUCUACAGCCAAGCCCUCCAUGGCCCGUCAGAGAAUCAUGGAGGAAGAGAGGCUGCGAGCAGUGGAGGCCUACCGUCAUCUUAAGAAACAGAGACAGCUACAGCAAGAAGCCAAGACUGCCAACCUGGAAAAACUCAAAAAUCUAAAGUGACGUUUUUUUAAAUGUCCCGGGGCUUCACUCAAGAACUGAGAGGGAUCAUCAGAUAAUCACCAGCAGACUGACUUUACGUGUUCCGUUACUCUGGAGCUGGUGUGUUUGCGGAAGAGCUCACCACAGUGUAGCUUACCUAUGGGCAAAUGAGCAAACAUUUGCAUCCACAGGCCACAGUGAGAGGGAAGUCAUUUGAGUGUCUGCUGUGGUUCCACUAGAUGGCAGUACUCAUGCAGAAAGCUGGUUUUCAUUGAGUUGCUGACGGAACAUUUGGACCCUUUUUAAAGUUUUAUUUGCAUUCAAUGAAAACAAUGUGUGUACAAUAAUGACUACUGUGUUUAACCAUAUUUUCCUCUGAAUGGGAAAAAAGCAGGAUUUGUGUAGAAAAAGUAAGAUAAUAAACAAAGUCAGGAGAAUCAUCUCACGAUGGAGGCUACUUUGAAACUUUUGUGGAGCUUAUGACUAUAUUGUCAACAGAAGGAAUUUUUUAACUGAAUUGUAAAUUCUCCAAAUGAGCGCUGUCAUGCUCUUCAUGCAUACUAAUUUAAAAGAUGAGGCAGAAACAGCUGUUGAGAAAACAAUCUCACUGGCACAGCUAUUUAUAAGCAUUUAUAGAUUUUACAAAAUCUUUGGAUAUAUUUCACAACCUCAGUUUUCAAAUUCAAGAUACAUCUUUUGAUGUUUUGAUAUUUAAACAAGCAUUAAAAGAAGUGAAAAAAUUGUUUUACUCUGUACCCCUGCUUGAGCCCGAGUCCUUGGAUAAAUAAAUCACAUCAGCCUUUUUAAA